CAACAACCAACAUAAUCAGUUUAGUUCAUCUCCCUGCAACUCACUUAGAUCAUCAUCCCAACUGCCUUAAAACAUUCUCCAAAUUUAUAUAUGGAGCUUAGGAAGGAAAAGAUACUGAGGAUUUAUCCUGGAAAUGAUUCCCCACAACUUCAACUUCAACUACACUCAACCCUAUACAAUGGUGCUUCAGCUCCUCUUCUGAAACCUAAUAGCAGUGGCCGAGGCUGCCUAGGUGGUGUCAAAAGUAAGAUUAUUAAUGAGGUUUUGAAACUUGGGUGCCCUAAAGUUUUUUCAGAUCAAAUGGAUCAUAAUGAGUCAUGGAGAAACAAGAUACUUGAUCCAGGGUCUGAUAUUGUCUUGCACUGGAACCUGGUUUUCAUGUUCUCAUCUUUAUUGGCUCUGAUAAUAGAUCCAUUUUUUUUCUUCCUACCGGUUGUAGUGGGGCAAGGGAACUCAUCAUGUGUGAAGAUGGAUUUGGAUACAGGGAUUGUGGUGACAUAUUUUAGAACAAUUACAGAUCUGUUCUAUCUGUUUCAUAUAUUGAUAAAGUUCAGGACUGCAUAUAUAGCACCUACUUCUCGUGGGUUUGGGAAGGGUGAGCUUGUAAUGGAUUCUAAGAAGAUUGCUAGAAGGUAUUUAAGAACGGAUUUCUUCAUUGAUUUCACAUCUGCUUUACCUCUCCCACAGGUUGUGAUAUGGUUUAUAAUACCACAACUUAGAACCUCCCACACUGAUCAUACAAACAUUUCCAUUGUUCUCAUUGUGCUGCUCCAAUAUAUUCCGAGAUUAUAUCAAAUUUUUCCUAUGGGUUCCGAAAUUAUAAAAGCUACUGGAGUUAUCGGAAAGACUGCUUGGGUUGGUGCAGUGUAUAAUCUACUACUGUACAUGAUAGCCAGUCAUGUUUUAGGGGCAUCAUGGUAUUUGCUGUCAAUUGAGAGAUACACAAUGUGUUGGAAAUCAGAAUGCAAAAAUGAAGUUAGCCCUUUAGAGUGCAGUCUUAGUUUUUUAGACUGUAAAUCUUUGCAGAAUCCUAUUCGAACAGUUUGGGCAAACACUACAGUUGUGUUUGAUAACUGUGAUGUCAAUAAUCCAAAUCUCACUUUCAAUUAUGGAAUGUUUGCAUAUCUACUUACUAAUAAUGUUCUCUCCAUAAGUUUGCUCGAGAAAUACUUCUUCUGUGUUUGGUGGGGAUUGCAAAACUUGAGUUGUUAUGGGCAGGUUUUGAUAACUAGCACCUUUAUUGGGGAGAACUUAUUUGCCAUAUUCGUUUCACUUGCGGGUCUGGUUUUAUUUGCUCAUUUGAUUGGGAACAUGCAGACCUACUUAGCAUCCAUCACUGGAAGGCUUGAAGAGUGGAGACUUAAAGAAAGGGACACUGAAGAAUGGAUGAGGCAUCGCCAACUCCCUCAGGAUUUGCGAGAACGUGUUCAGAAUUUUAUCCAAUAUAAGUGGCAUGCUACACGAGGAGCUGAUGAAGAAGCUAUCUUGCAUUCUUUACCAACUGAUAUUCGUCGAGACAUCCAACGCCACCUAUGUUUGGACCUUGUUCGGCAGGUUCCUUUUUUCUCACAGAUGGAUGACCAGCUACUUGAUGCCAUAUGUGAGUGUCUUGUAUCCUCCUUAAGCACCAAAGACACCUACAUUGUCCGUGAAGGUGACACUGUAACUGCAAUGCUUUUUAUCAUCAGAGGUAGACUUGAAAGUUCUACCACCGAUAGAGGAAGACCAGGUUUCUUUAAUUCAAUUACUUUAAGACCUGGUGACUUUUGUGGGGAAGAACUCCUUGAAUGGGCUUUGCUUAAUAAGUCCAAUUUUAACUUGCCUUCAUCCACAAGGACAGUCAAAACCCUAAGUGAAGUGGAAGCAUUUGCCUUGAAAGCAGAAGAUCUCAAGUUUGUAGCCAACCAGUUCAGACGCUUACACAGUAAGAAGUUGCAGCACACUUUCCGCUUCUACUCUCACCAUUGGAGGACAUGGGCUGCUUGCUUCAUACAGACUGCUUGGCGUCAGUACAAGAGGAGGAAGAUGGCAAAGGACCUCUUCAUGCAAGAGUCUUUGUCUUGCCCAUAUUCAUUUAAUGAGCAAGCAACUAUUGAAACAGGACAAGGAGAAGACUUUAGUACUACUAUUUCAACAUGUCCUUCCAUACUGAGACAAAACCUAGGGGUCACAAUUGUAGCUUCAAUGUUUACCACAAACAAGAGGAUGGGAGCUCAAAAGAUGAUCAAUGGCGUUGAGAUUCCCUUACAGAAGCCUGAAGAGCCAGACUACUUUAUUGAGCCUGAUGAUGAUUAG
Macadamia integrifolia is the source of this 2295-nucleotide messenger RNA. RefSeq names its product probable cyclic nucleotide-gated ion channel 14. The transcript is spliced from 7 exons. The coding region runs from base 91 to 2295 and encodes 734 amino acids. The record is from RefSeq and is a predicted model, not a curated record. NCBI's taxonomy places the organism in Eukaryota, Viridiplantae, Streptophyta, Magnoliopsida, Proteales, Proteaceae. Gene Ontology annotation, cellular component: membrane. Gene Ontology annotation, biological process: transmembrane transport; monoatomic ion transport. Gene Ontology annotation, molecular function: monoatomic ion channel activity.